AUGGACAGCAAUUCUCCCUUCUCGCUUGAUCUUGAUUCCAUACACAAGUGGAUGGAUUUUAUUCAUGAUCGUGUGGGUGAUGAAAAACUCUAUCAACCCUCAUCAAGAGUACCUAAAAGUGUAGCUAAUCGACAAGAAUAUGAUAGUUAUGUGGAUGAUAGUUACAAUUUAGGCUUUGCAAAGUUUCCUAAAGUUUCCGAGAAGGUAAAUAUUCAAAAUAAUUUAAUUCAUGAUGAUCAUUAUCAGUCUGCUGAUUCGUAUCGAUCAACGUAUGAUUUUCAUGCUGAGGAGGGUGGAAAAUUGACACCUUUGGCUAGAAUUUGGAUUAAUCAAGAUCAAAGAAAAAGACGAGAAACAGUUGAAAAGAAAAGAGUGGAUGAAACAGAAGAUGCAUUUUCAUGCAUAUUCGAAUUAGUCACAAAGUUACCAUUUGAUAUCAAGUUUAGGAUCAUUUCAAUGAUACCUUCAACAUCAAGAAUUGUUAAAGAGUAUGAUCUCAAAUUGUGGUCUGAAUUAUUUCCUGAUGAUUUAGCAAUAGAUUGCCAGGUAAAAGAUUCAGCAUUUGUUACAUAUCACAAAUACAGAAUUAUUUCCAAAGAAUUUAACAAUAGAAUGCAAAAAAAGUUGAUGGAAUUAGAUUCACUCAACUUGGCAAAAAUAUUUGGAAUUAGCCCAACUCCAAACGUAUUACAGAACUUGGUAAAAGUGGCUUACUUACUUUCAUUUAUCAAUACCAAACGAAAGUUUGUUUCUGGAAAGAUUAAUAAUAUUGAGAAUAUUGAUAUCUAUCAGUAUUUUCCAAAGAUUUAUUCAUGUUUACAAUCAUGUUAUGUUGAGGUGAAUAAUAUUACAACUUAUUCUACAAGGGCUGGUUUAUUGUAUUUUAAUUCAAGCAUUGCUUUCUAUUCCAGUUUUAGAAAUCUCUCUGUUCAAGAAGAGUUGGAAGGUUUUGAAGAAGAGAAAAAAGAACCAAUUUAUCAAAAUCACGAUACUGAGGAGUUUGGCAAUCUUUUUGUGGAACCAGAAUAUAUUCCAAAACCAGCUAUUGCUGAAAGCGAGGAAGAUUAUAUUCAAGAUAUAGACGCUGAUGUUGUUGGCACAAUUAGGUUCAGUAUUGAAAGUUUAGUUCUGAGAGAGGAUUUAGAAGAAAAGAUGAAAGAAUACAAAAUAAGAGCAUAUCAAAACAAAUCUUUUGAAUUCAAAGUUCCAUUGCCAAGUACCAAUUACUUUAAAGAGAAUUAUUUUAACAUUUUAAUGCGACGAAAAUUAAGAAGAGAAUUACCAGAAUUAUUUAGCUCAAUUUAUGAUGACAACAUUACAAUAUUCAAAUCGUUAAUAUUGUCUUCCAAUGGAAAUCCAUACAAUCAUCUUAUUUUACAUUUAGUACUUGAGAAUGGAAAAGAAAUCCCCCAAGAUUUAAACAAAGAAUUGUUACUCUCAAAGAAAUUCACAAAGAAUGAACUUACAGAAAUUACAUUUGUAGACUUUAAUUUGAACCUCUUCCAUUCUAUAUUGAGGAAUGUUAACGUUAGCAGACGAAGAAGAGAUAACAAUUUUGGCUACCUAUCACUUUUUUCAAAGGAGAAUGCUAAUUUUGAUGAGAGCGUAAAGAGUGCAGCUAGUCCUUCAUUUGGAAAUAGUGUUGAAAAGGUCAACUUAUUGUUUUAUGGAAGAUAUGUUUACACUGUAAAAGAUGAGACAGAAUUACUUUGUUCACAUUUCCCCAAUAUGAAAGAUCUUAGAAUAGCUAUUAGGAUGGCACGUAAUCAACAUCAAACUGUUGCAACAGCUAUCCUACAAAAUACAUCAAUUAAUUAUCAUGAUGUCAGCAAGACCCUUUCAUAUGAAUUGAAAAAAAUUCAAGUUAAGGCACUUAAUGGGAAUACCAAAAUAAUAACAAGUGAAGAUACUGUUGAAGGAGAACCUUUGAACAGCAGCCCUUUAUUUGAAAAUACUAAACCUGAAGAUAACUGCUUAAACAUAGUUAUUGCUUCCAUUAACGAGCUCGAUCAACAUGAAAUUGAAAAAUUAGAAAGAGAGAUAGAUAUUGACUUGGUGAGGUAUCCUGAACUGGUUACAGAUAUUGUUAAAAACUUGAGUUUGGAUAAAUCGAAAGAAAUGGCAGAUUACUUUUUGGAAAGGGGAUUCUUGGAAUCAUACUUUAUUUAUUCUUUCCAAAACUAUUCAGAAGAUGUAAGAGUACAAAAGGAAUACUUUAGCUAUAGAAGAAAAUUGUCAAACACACCAAUUGUAAAACCAUCAAACAGCUUAAAUUAUAACGAAGGAUUCAUCCUUGACCUUUAUUGCGGGCUUGAUUUAAUAUCAAAUCCUAACGACUUUGAAAAGACAGCCCUUUUCCAAUUAUUGGAAAGGAACGAAACAGGACUUACUAUUGUUUCAAAGCAUAUCUUGCUUUUUAUCAAGUUGUUUCUUGCCAAACUGUAUUAUGAAAAUGCGGAGCUCGAUUUGUUCAUUGGAUUUUUGGAACACCAUUUGAAUUUAUUCACUGAUAAGGAAACAAUUGAGUCAGUAGAAAGAAGUAUACCACUAUCGAAUGAGGACAGUUUUGAACUAUCCACCAAUAGAAAUUACAAAACCAUUCAACUAUUUUUCUAUUAUUUAUGCAAGCCAAAAGGGCAUCCACAACACAAACAACGAAAACUGGCAUUCACAUUGGACAAGCUUUUCUCAUAUUUAGUAUUAUUCAUCAAGACUAAACAUUCUGAAUAUGUGGAGGCCUUACUAACACUAGGACAACAUGUUUUCCCAAAUUUCAAUGAGGUAUUCGUAAUGUCCUAUCCCACACAAUCAUUCAAAACAUAUUCAAUCACACUUAUGAAUACUGCUACUGAGUUAGUCGAAGAAUCUCCUGGUAAAAUGUUUGAAUAUGAGACCAAAUUCGAAAGAAGAAAAGAAUUGAUGAGAAUGAUGUAUCGUGAAGGUAUCACAGAUCUAGAAACAAAAGUUAACCCAACAAUUCUUGAUGAAGCAAUAACAAAAUCUAGAUUAGUACCUCAAACAGCAACUAUUCUACACCAUUUACAUGCACUUCCUUCCAUUUUCAUGUUGUAUGCCAUUGAAGUAAUGACACCUUCUCAACUUUUACAUCAAGAUAGUUGGGGAAAUACUUGUUUACACAUUCUCGCUGAAAAAUCAACUGAAGAGCCAAUAGAUUCAAAAAUAGAAGUUUUUGAGAAAAUUGUUCAAAAACAACCAAACAUUAUCAAUAUUUUGAAUCAUGAUCUCAAUAGUGUAUUGCAUAUACUUGCUGAGUUUCCAUUCCCAUUAUUAUUCAGUGUUGGAAAACUACUCUUUGAAAAAUAUGGAGCCAAUAAGGAUUUGGUAAAUUCAUUCGGUCUCACAGCAUAUGAAAUUGCAAUGCUAUCCAUGAACGAGAGUAGGUCACUAAACUCUGACAAAUUCUGUGAUGUCUCCUGGUUAUUGCCAACACCGGGAAAAACUAAGAAGGAAUUAUUCAUCCAAUCUAUUCUCCACGAACAUGAGAGGAAAUAA
Messenger RNA from Naegleria gruberi, 3513 nucleotides. RefSeq lists its product as uncharacterized. The transcript has 3 exons. Bases 1 to 3513 code for a protein of 1170 amino acids. The record is from RefSeq and is a predicted model, not a curated record. NCBI's taxonomy places the organism in Eukaryota, Heterolobosea, Eutetramitea, Acrasida, Naegleriidae.